Molecule: messenger RNA, 566 nt
Organism: Lycium ferocissimum
Lineage: Eukaryota; Viridiplantae; Streptophyta; Magnoliopsida; Solanales; Solanaceae
Exons: 2
Coding region: 51-314 (87 amino acids)
Biological process (GO): maturation of SSU-rRNA from tricistronic rRNA transcript (SSU-rRNA, 5.8S rRNA, LSU-rRNA)
Cellular component (GO): small-subunit processome; nucleolus
Source: RefSeq, a predicted model, not a curated record
UUCUGUUUUUCUUUUUCUUCGCAUCAAUCUGGAUGUAAAAGCUGAAAAUUAUGUUCUUGCAGAUUUUGCCAAGAGAACGGAAAAAACAUGAGUAUUUGGAGGCUGUCAAGAAUCGUUACAAACAUCUUCCUGAAGUCAAGCGCAUUGUCAGACACAGGCACUUGCCAAAACCAAUCUACAAGGCAACCAAACAAAUACGUGAGAUCACUGAAUCUGAGAGGCGAAGAGAGGAGAGGAGGAAAGCUCACAGUGCCCCAGGAAGCAUUCAAAAUAAGCCAUUGCGGACGCAAAGAAUUAUCACAGAAGCUGAAUGAAAAGUGUGGUUGUCUUGAUCUGCUAAUGCAUGUUAACUAGGCCAAAUUUGAACCGGUUUAGAAAGUUAUUAAUUACCUAUUUUCACAGUUGUUGGAAGGCCCAUGGGAUAGUAUAUUUUUUUAUCAGAGGAAAAGGUCUUACAUUUCAACGAUCGAGAUAUAGUGGUGGACUGGUGGUUACUUCUGUUAAACUUAUGUUACUCUAAUCUUUCUUCAUCUUCCGGGUUAAUUGCAUAUAUUUUCCAUGUGGUU